Miscanthus lutarioriparius is the source of this 1197-nucleotide messenger RNA. Lineage: Eukaryota; Viridiplantae; Streptophyta; Magnoliopsida; Poales; Poaceae. The record is from the annotation of a GenBank genome assembly.
AUGCGGCCGCCGCGAACCCCUGCCCGCCGCGACGCCGCGGCGUCGCCGCAGACGCCCAAGGGGUUCAACCCGGGCGACACGGUGGAGGUGGUCCCCGACGAGGCCGGCCUGCGCGGGGCGCAUUUCGCGGCCGUCGUCGUGGGGCCCAGCGCCAAGCCCCGCGGCGGCUACACCGUCGAGUACGACUCCCUCCUCGAGUCCGAGGACUCCGACCGCCGGCUCCGGGAGGCACUGCCGGCGCGGAGCCUCCGCCCUCGCCCCCCGCCGCCUGCGACCCGCGCCCGCCUCGGGGUCGGGGGCCCCGCCCGCGGAGCACGCCGCCGUCGACGCGCUCAUCGACGACGCCUGGAGAUACCCAAGACAAUGCCAUAUGCAAAAGGAAUGCAAAUCGAAGUUUCCAAGUUGGAAGAUAAUUCUGUUGUUGCUUGGUCACCUGCAGUUGUCGCAAAGACUAUCUGGAAGAACAACCUAUUAGUCGACUACACUGUUUCAAAGUGUUAUGGUACUGCAUUGUCUGAGGAGAUUGUUGAUGUGAAGCACGUGAGGCCUUGCCCACCACAAGCAUCAGAGAUUAGUUUCUGCAUCAAUGAUGAGGUUGAAGCAUUCCAAGGUGAUUACUGGUGGGUAGGGGUGAUUACUAAUGUUCAUCCAGAAUUCAAGUACACAUUUAAGUCGGCGCAUUUAGGGACAGAAGUUGAGGUGAACCAGAAAUCUCUGAGGCUUCGAUAUGACUGGGUUGAUGAUCAAUGGGAACAAGUAUCAAAGAAUGUGGCCAAGUUAAAAUUUACACAAGGUGUCAAGGUUGAAGUCUGCAGCGAUGAUGAAGGUUUUCGUGGAGCCUGGUUCGAGGCGACUGUCGUUAAACCUGUCAACAGCAAGUUCCUCGUGGAAUAUGCUACACUGAAGGACGAUGACAAUACCAAACCUUUGAAGGAAACUGUAGAAGCGCGACACAUCAGACCUUGCCCUCCAGAUAUCCCUGUCACUGAUGGAUUCAAGCUACUUGAUGAGGUCGAUGCCUUCUGCAACGAUGGGUGGUGGGUUGGUGUGGUAUCCAAGGUCCUUGGCGAGAAUAGGUGCAUGGUCUACUUCAGGCCUUGGAAGGAAGAGAUGGAAUUUGAGCAUGCGCAGCUGAGGUUGCACUGUGACUGGAUGGGUGGAAGGUGGAUGCGGGCUUCCCCGGCUCUGGAGAUGUGA